Strongylus vulgaris is the source of this 210-nucleotide messenger RNA. The record is from the annotation of a GenBank genome assembly. NCBI's taxonomy places the organism in Eukaryota, Metazoa, Nematoda, Chromadorea, Rhabditida, Strongylidae.
CUGAUUCUCCUUUGUUCAGGAAUUUACGUAUACGAAGGCAAAAAGAAGAAGGUCAACGAAGAUGCACUGAAAAUUCUUCAGAAAUACAAAUUAACGCCACCAGAAAACUGCACUUCAACAGAAGAUCGCCAGUUACGUCUUGCUACUCGAUUCGUCAAUGAAGCAUUGCUCUGCCUUGAAGAAGGAGUGAUCUCUAGCCCUGUGAGCUGA